CCCGCCGGGAGCCGGCCCCGCGCGGCACCACAGCCCGCCCCCGAGAGACGCGAGGCGCGGCACGCGGACUCCCCCGCCGCGCGCGAGGGCAAGCGGCGGCUGCCCGCAAGGCACGGUGAGGUGCCGCUCCGCCUCGCCCGGACGGGAAGCGGCGGCAGCGCGGAAAGCCCGGCGGGCGGAGCGGCGGACGGGAGGCCAGCUCCUCGGAAAGCCCGGCGGGAGGCGGGGUGAGGGAGCCGUUGGGCGCGGACGGGAGGGCGGCUGCCCGCAAAGCCCGGCGCGCGGAUCGCGAGGUUGGCCCUAAGAUGGCUGUUGUGCGCGGGGCGCCGUUGCUGUAGCGCCGCGAGGAGCCGCCCGCCGCCUCGUCCGCCAUGGAGUGCCCGCACCUCGGCUCCAGCGUCUGCAUCGCACCCGACUCGGCCAAGUUCCCGCAGGGCUCGCCCUCCUCCUGGUGCUGCAGCGUGUGCCGGUCAAAUAAAAGUCCGUGGGUCUGUCUGACGUGCUCAAGUGUCCAUUGUGGAAGAUAUGUGAACGGCCAUGCAAAAAAGCAUUAUGAAGAUGCACAGAUUCCUAUCACCAAUCAUAAGAAAACAGAAAAACAAGAGAAAGUUCAGCAUACUGUGUGUAUGGAUUGCAGUAGUUACAGUACAUACUGUUAUCGCUGUGAUGAUUUUGUAGUCAAUGAUACCAAGCUGGGCCUGGUACAGAAGGUCAGAGAGCACCUACAGAACUUGGAGAAUUCAGCCUUUACAUCAGACAGACAUAGGAAAAGGAAACUAUUGGAAAACUCAUCUCUGAACAGCAAGUUAUUAAAAGUAAAUGGAAGCACCGCUGCCCUUUGUGCCACAGGCCUUCGGAACCUGGGGAAUACGUGUUUCAUGAAUGCAAUCCUUCAGUCGCUCAGUAACAUUCAACAGUUUUGCUGUUACUUCAAAGAGUUGCCUGCUGUGGAGCUGAGAAAUGGGAAGACGGCAGGCAGGCGAACUUACCAUACCAGGAGCCAGGGGGAUAACAAUGUUUCAUUGGUGGAAGAAUUCAGAAAGACACUCUGUGCUUUAUGGCAAGGAAGCCAGACUGCAUUUAGUCCAGAGUCUUUAUUUUACGUUGUUUGGAAAAUCAUGCCAAAUUUUAGGGGCUACCAGCAACAGGAUGCCCAUGAGUUCAUGCGUUACCUUUUGGACCAUCUACACCUGGAACUCCAGGGGGGCUUCAAUGGUGUUUCCCGUUCAGUAAUUUUGCAAGAAAAUUCUAGUCUGUCUGCAAGCAACAAGUGUUGCAUAAAUGGAGCGUCUACUGUUGUCACAGCAAUUUUUGGAGGCAUUCUUCAAAAUGAAGUUAACUGCCUAAUAUGUGGGACUGAAUCGAGAAAGUUUGACCCAUUCCUAGACCUUUCGCUAGAUAUUCCAAGUCAGUUCAGAAAUAAACGUACUAAAAAUCAAGAAAAUGGACCAAUGUGCACACUACGAGAUUGUCUUCGCAGUUUUACAGACCUGGAAGAACUUGAUGAGACAGAGCUGUAUAUGUGUCACAAAUGCAAAAAGAAACAGAAGUCCACCAAAAAAUUCUGGAUUCAGAAACUACCAAAGGUGCUAUGCUUACACUUGAAACGAUUUCACUGGACAGCGUAUCUGAGAAACAAGGUCGAUACAUAUGUUGAGUUUCCCUUACGAGGCCUAGACAUGAAAUGCUACUUGUUAGAGCCUGAGAACAGUGGCCCAGAAAGCUGCCUCUAUGACCUUGCGGCUGUUGUUGUGCAUCAUGGUUCAGGCGAAUGUCUGUAUUUUUACUGGUGGAAAUCAUCAGCAAUUUAUAAAUUUACAUGGAACUAAGCUGAAUUAACUUCAGACAAACCUGUACAGUUAUUCCUGUGAAUGCCCACUGCCAGUCUUUGGGGGUAAUGACCAGAAGAGUGAGACAAUGAAAAGAGUCUAGUUCAUCUAGGAAUGGAAAGCCCUAAACCAGCAGAGUGAAUCAAGGGGCCUUCCAAAGGUAAUGCCUCAUUUUGAAAUUCUUAAUACAAAGCAGAAACGUUUUUUCUCUUUCAUUCGCUUUGACAGGCACAUAUGCAUUUAUGCCAAAAGAGUGUGCACACGUGUUUGGAACAACUGAGUGAAUGGCAUACGUGUGGGUUAGGCAAUCGCUCUAUGGGUGUGAGCUGUGAAAGGAGCUUUCUUAAAGAAACUAAACCCUGUUAAUCAAAACUUUGCCGAUACCUGAAGUUAAUUCAAAGAUACAAAACAGAAGUUCUAUGCAGAGAGCCCCUCUUUGUGCUUUCUCUAUAGUAGGAAUAGUCCAGACUCUUUUAAAGAAAGAUUUGGCUACUAAAGGCAGCCCUUGUAGCACCACAGUGCCUCAAAAUUGUACGAAAACUACAUAGACAGCAAAGGAAACCUGGUCAUGAUUAGAAUGGAAUGAGAUGGUUGGAAAGGCCGAGCGUGUGUUAGAACAUGAAAACAAGCAAAGGCAGGCCUUAGCUUGGGAUGGCAGGGUAAUGAAAAUUGAUGGCUUUGUAGUUCUGGUAUGUCAGAUUCAAGAACUGGGGCUCCAAGAUGUGGAUCUGUUUAAGAUGAACUCAAAAAAUUUUCUUCUUGGUAUUGUGGGAUUACUUUUUGCUGUGAGCGCUUCUGAUUGGUCAUAUUUAGACUUUGUGAGCGUCUCUAGAUGUAAAUGGGGAAGGUUUUUGAAAAUGGAGCAUAGAGAAAUUUUUAUAGAUAAUGCUUGACUAACAACAGAUAAUGGACUUGAUUUUUAUGUAGGCAAACACGGAAGUUCAGUGUUGCACAAAAACUAUGGGCUGCUAAUAAGUUCAUAUUAGAAAAAACCUUUCAACUCAUCCCCAGUAAGUGAUUAUUUUACGUAACGUGAAGCUUGGAUUUGGAGAACUUUGAGCCCCACAGAUUAAGAAGGGAAGCAUCUUACCAGCUGUUGUGGAGGGCUCAGUUCCUUUCUUACUCUGGUUCCUGGAAGUCUCUUAGCCCCAAUAGAAGAUGCAUCAGAGAGUGAGGUGGUCUGUCUCCUUCUGAUUGUCCUUUCUUUCCCCGCCUCCUCCCUGCUGACAGCGUUGGCUCUGGACAUUACACCGCAUACGCAGCUCAUGAAGGCCGUUGGUUCCAUUUCAACGACAGUACUGUAACUUUGACGGACGAGGAGACUGUGGUAAAGGCCAAGGCCUACAUCCUCUUCUACGUGGAACGGCAAGCCA
This is a messenger RNA of Grus americana (Whooping crane), 3202 nucleotides long. RefSeq names its product ubiquitin specific peptidase 3 (gene USP3). Gene Ontology annotation, molecular function: zinc ion binding; cysteine-type deubiquitinase activity. The transcript is spliced from 15 exons. Lineage: Eukaryota; Metazoa; Chordata; Aves; Gruiformes; Gruidae. Bases 372 to 1829 code for a protein of 485 amino acids. The record is from RefSeq and is a predicted model, not a curated record. Gene Ontology annotation, cellular component: cytoplasm. Gene Ontology annotation, biological process: protein deubiquitination.